AUGGCUUCCCAACCUCAACCUAAUAUCGCUCCCUCUACACAGGAGCAAGCUACUCCUGCAAAAACUCGGCCAUCGAGACGCCAAAGGCCGGAUUAUAGGCACAUUCACCGUUUCCCUCUUCCUCUCACCGUCCACCCACUCCCCCCUCUGAUCCCACACAACCCACUCUCCAUUGUCAGUGUGCUGCUUUCCUAUCUUACAUAUUUCAUUGCUCCGCCUCACAAUGAUAUUCACUCCGCCUAUUUCGAUCCAAACACGUCCUCGGUCCACGUUACCGACGAGAAGACUGUUCGAGCUUUAUGGGAAAUGGGUUUCUUUGGAAAAGGAAGCCUAAGCCGAAGCGAGCCGACUUGGCUAGAUCAAGAAAAAAAGCGAAGAGGACUCCUUGGAGGUGUAACGAGUGAAGAGGUUACUCGUCAGCGAAGAGCCGAGCGCCGUGAACUGAAACUCCAAAGAGCAAGGUCAGAGAAGUUGAUAAUAGAGCAAAGGCUUCUGGCAGAAGCCGCUGCAAGAGAAGGUCGCACGACUCCGGAAACUCAGUCUGGACUGCCAUCCGGUGCCACAAAUGGCGCUGCCAUAACUGCAGAGAAGUUCUCUGUAAAAAAGGCGCGAGAAGCCAAGUUUCUUGAAGGACAGCAACUCGCGAAACGGGAUAGGGAGAUUGCCGGCAAGGCGGUCCAGUUUUCUACCACAGCCGAAGGAAAUGAUUCUACGUUGAAGCAGUCCGAACAUGCUCACCUUAAUGGGGGGGAGUCUACUCAAGAGACGACGGUAGAUAACGAAGAACACCUCCAAAUAUCCAACGAGGAGGCAUUCUUCCUUGUAUACGGACUGGGAGCUUUACACAUAUUCGACAAGGAUCGAAAAACUGUUCUGUCACCGCGUUCCCUACUUAUACGGUUUUGUCACCAUUCGUACUCGCCUCCUCGGGACACGUCUCUGGACCUGAAAACUGACGACCCUUUUCUUAUUUCCUACGUUGUGUACCACCAUUUUCGAUCACUGGGGUGGGUUGUCCGCUCCGGUGUAAAAUUCGGAGUCGACUACCUACUAUACAACCGCGGCCCAGUUUUCUCCCAUGCCGAGUUCGCUGUCGUGGUUAUUCCUUCAUAUGACCACCCCUACUGGUCUGAAACCGAGGAUCGCAGAGCCGAGUGCACUGGUAAACAGGCACGUAGUUGGUGGUGGUUCCACUGCGUUAACCGUGUUCAGGCGCAGGUGAAGAAGACUCUUGUGGUGUGCUAUGUGGAGAUACCACCCCCAUCGCCAGGUCUGGAAUCUGGCUCGGCUGAUGGUCUUGAUGUUGGAACAUUGCUUACUCGCUAUUCUAUAAGAGAGCUAGACGAUAGCAUAGAUAUCGCGAGGCUGCAACGCGACGCGCUGGGUUUAGCCUUAUUUUAUGCGCCCAUAACAAUUGAGACGAAUUCUUCCCAAGACACUCUCGAUUCGGUAACCUUGCGACUCGCGGAUGAGCCUGUCUCGACAUCUAAUUCUCGAAACGCGCCCGACAAGUCGCCUGUGCACGGAACUGUUGGAGCUGGGAGGAACACGGCCCAUGAUGCUCCAGAGCUAUUAAAUCCGAACCAGCAGUCUCCUGAACGGACAACACUACUAUACUCCUCAGGAAAACCCACUGUGAAAAUGAGUUCUGCCGAAGCACUGCCUUCAGACACCCAGGAGAUUUCCCAAUCGAUAAUUGACAAAAUUAUCCAACAGAACAAAGAAACUGGGAACAAUGGGCUCGAUAGUAAUGUUUUUGAUCGGAAUACACUCAUGUCACUGCAGGAGGGAGACAGUGGUCAUAUAGACCUAUUUUCUGGGUUCGAUGCUGCUCAAAUUCGUGCACUGAACACCGACGAGAACGAGAAUGAGAAUGAUGACCAAAGCAGCUCUAAACUAGGCGACUCUUCUCCUCUUGUUUACGAGCGUGAUAAUUUCCCCGAAUCUCAAAGAUUUGUCGCAAAAACCCCUGUGACAGCGACGAAGCAGCAUGAUGUCGGGACUAUCUCUACGGGCUCUCCCCUCGUCUCUCGCAAUCCUCUAGCAUCGGAUCUAGAAUCUGCCAGUGGUAUUAUGGCUCUUAGCCAGGUGUUCAAGGCCACACAGGCGCCAUCUUCUCCUCUUGUCAAUGGCCUACAGUCAGAUCUCAUGUCCGACCGGCCCUCGCCGAAUAUCCCAAUACAACACCGGCCACUUGCUCCGUCCCUCUCGUCGCCGUUUAAUACCAUCGCGGCAACUUUCCCACGCGAGUCAUCGGACACGCCGUUGAAAUAUGUGACAAUGAAAGAAUCUCAAACCAACAGGAAUGACUUAUUGAAAGAGAGAAUGACUCGGUCCGCCGACCAUAUCUACGAAGAUCAGAGUGAUGGGGAGUUUGAUAAGGAACCUAGCUUUGUUGAACGUCAGAGACGUCAGCGGAGAAUCAAUGAGGAAGCUGAGGUACAGUUUGCCAUGCUCUCGGCGCCUGCGAGGAAAUCCAGCCCCAUUGAGAACCAGGCAGGGAGUAUAGCCGGCUCGUUAGUCGGGGCUCCUCAGCGAGAAUCAGUGGAUGGAUCUACAGAAGCUAUAACUGAACAACCACAUGGCCCUACUUCGGAGCUGCAGAAUGUGGGGAUGAGUGAAGAAGAGACAGAGCAGGAAGAAGAAUUACGGAAGCCUUCCCCACAAUCUCAACUACCCAAUCCAUCAACCGAGGAGGAUAAGGAGAAUUGUAACGAUCCUUCUAACGCCGACCCAUCUAACACAGAAAGCGCACACGACCGUCUUUCUCAAGCUCUCUCUCUACACGAGAGCCCGCUUGCUCCCCAUAAAGGGCCUGCUAAGUCAUUAACAGAUCCACAGUUGCAUCGACAAAACGACGACAUGGAUGAUGGUCCUGUUGAUGUGAUCAGAUCAUCACCGAUAUAUGUGGUGAAGGAUUCACAGCGCUCUCCUGGGCCUGAUUAUGUGGAGCAGCCCGAAGAUGAACUUAUUGAGAGUCCAAGUAACCGAAGCCAAAGUCGCUUGCAUGGCUCUCAACUACAAAAUAAAUCCACAACUGGUCACGAACAAGGCCGCUCGCUCCCUGCUAGGGAGGUUGAUCGUCAUGUUUCUAUCCAAGGGUCUCAGCAUGGCAGCAGGCAGUUUGAAACCGAGCAUAUUGGUAAUCUUAGUCCGACUCGGCCAGAUAUUGCCGGCCUUGCUAGGUCCUCCAAUCCGUCCCAGGAAGGCUCUACGGGCCUUCAUACCAACUUUGUCCGUUUCAGAAACUCAUCUGCUCCAAGCAGCAUUGAGAAUGGAGACAGGGCACCGGUGCACGAUUCUCGAGGCAAGUCGUCUUCAAUGCCGUCCCGUAUAGCCGAAACGCCUGUGCAUCAGCAGCAGCGAAGCUCUCACGAUUUGCAACCAUUCGCUACUAUCCCAGAGACAAGUCCAAACCACAUGAAUAAUGAAGGCUGGAUGAGUGAUGGAAACAACGAUCCUGCGGAUCAAGAGGAUGAUGACCUCCCUCCUCCACUCCCAAGAACAUUUGAUCGUGCCAACCAAUCACAGCCUCUUGUCUCCGAUAGUUCUUCUCCCAUUAAACCCUUGCUCAAUUCCAAAAUACUGUCAAGCCCAAGUGGACGGCAACGCAGGGCCUUGACGGAGAUAGCAGCUGAUGCUUCGCCCCAAGUUGGAGGCUCGGCAUUCGAUCUCAACAUCAAUAUUAUGAGUGCAGACGAUCAUGAAUUUAGGUCUGCUAUCGCAAUGUCGCCGAUUCCACCACGCAAAAAACGACGGAGCAACGAUGGUCGGAAUAUACCGGCCUCAGACCCAAUAAUCCCAGUUACGCCCCGUUCAAAAGCACGUCUAACUCCACCACGAGAGGAUGAAGAGGUGACCGUGGCACCACCUCCCCAACCAAUAGAUCCGGCAGGCCAGCGUCAGCGUACCUUUCCCGGACGCCCGAAAUCUUCGAGACGAUCCGACUCCUUCUGGGAUAUGGAAGAUUCACCGAAAUUUAAGGUUUCUAGUAAAGAAAGAUCAAAAAUAUUUGCUCGCUCUCUCACUCGAGAACGUCGACCUCCACCUGCUCCAAAAUCAGAGACAAAAGAAGUCUCCCAAUCUAUUUCUGCCCCUAUUUCUGCCCCUGUCCCUGCCCCUGUGCCGAACCCGGAGGAAAUAACUCCUACCCCAGUCCCUGAGGCACCAAGCAGUGCACCGAUUGUUGAGGAGGCACCCGCCGACGAAUACCAACAACCUGCCCUUGAUGCCACGAUAAUGGCGCCAAAUCAGGUCCUUGCACCCUGGAGGGGUCAGAAGAGGGCAUAUUAUCCGGCAGCUUGCUUUGGAAAGCCGUUUGGAACCCCGCAGGAUCAGUACCUGGUCAAGUUUGAAGACAGCGCACCAGUUGAGGUGCCCCUAGGUACCGUUAAGAGGCUCGAACUGCGGAUCGGCGAUGCAGUGAAAGUGGAUAUGCCAAAUGUUCCCAAAGUUACCCACAUUAUCAGAGGUUUCGCCGACAAGUUAAGUGCAGACGAGUUACGGUCGAAUGAGACUGCAACGGGUUUCAUUCCAGUCACCGAUGUGUACGGGCACUUAAUCGUUGUUUUGGGGCCGAAGCAACGCAAGAGUCUUCCGAGUGGAGGGUUCUCAGGCCCGGAAAAUGUUAUCAACGUCCCCAUCUCCCGAAUAUACCUGGACACCAUACUGUGGAACCAACUCAAAGACCGGCCCUACACUUACAACUCUGUGUCUGUAAGCGCAGAAAUUAGGCCUCAGACCCCCUCAGAUCGGCACCUUACACCAACGUCGCCGAGCACCCGGCUGUCCCGUAGCUUCCGCCUUUCAAAUGGCUUGUUUACUGGCAUGGUAUUUGCAGUGUCAUACGGUGACAAGAGCGAGACCAAGAGCCGCGUAACAAAAAUGAUCCUAGAAAAUGACGGGCGAAUUCUGGAGGAUGGGUUCAACGAAUUAUUCGAGUUGCCAUUGAACGUGUCGCUGACGACACCGACGAAAUCACCAGCUCCGCAAUCAACAGGCGCUAAUGGUGGUCUCCGUCUUAGGCCAGGAGCUGAGGAGGUUGGAUUCGCAUGUUUGAUAGCAGAUAAACACUCUCGUCGCCCGAAAUACAUGCAGGCAUUGGCUCUCAGUCUCCCAUGCCUCUCAGACCGCUGGAUAGAAGAUUGCGUUGCAAAAGGUCGGGUUUUGGAUUGGGAGAUAUAUCUUCUCCCUUCAGGAGAAUCAUCGUACCUCAACGGAGCAACAAAGUCAAGAAUUCUCACACCCUACCCCGCCACAAAAGCUCGACUUUCUGAAACAGUUGCAGCGCGGCCAAAUCUUUUGAAUGGCCAGUCUGUAUUGCUCAUUACAGGCCGUAGUGGCAAGGCAGAUGAGGAACGAAGAAAGGCUUAUAUCUUCCUAACAUAUGCUCUGGGCGCGUCGAAAAUCGAACGUGUUCCUGAUAUUCGGUCAGCUCGAGCCAUCCUCGACCAGCAAAACUCCGGCGAGGAAUCAUCCAGUUGGGAUUGGGUUUAUAUCGAUGACGAUGACAAGGCAGCAAAAGCCCUAACUGCGGGGAAUGCUGGAUCAGCAUCGCUGCCGUCGAAGAAACGGAGAAAGUCCCGGCUUAAUGAGCCGGUAAAUGGGGAUGACCUGAGUAUAAACAACGACGUUCGGGUCGUGGGCAAUGAAUUUGUCUGCCAGAGUUUGAUUCUUGGCCGAUUGGUUGACCAGUGA
Aspergillus versicolor CBS 583.65 is the source of this 5697-nucleotide messenger RNA. RefSeq lists its product as uncharacterized. Gene Ontology annotation, biological process: tRNA-type intron splice site recognition and cleavage; tRNA splicing, via endonucleolytic cleavage and ligation. Gene Ontology annotation, cellular component: tRNA-intron endonuclease complex. Bases 1 to 5697 code for a protein of 1898 amino acids. The record is from RefSeq and is a predicted model, not a curated record. Lineage: Eukaryota; Fungi; Ascomycota; Eurotiomycetes; Eurotiales; Aspergillaceae. The transcript has 3 exons. Gene Ontology annotation, molecular function: nucleic acid binding; tRNA-intron lyase activity.